Molecule: messenger RNA, 1938 nt
Organism: Cicer arietinum (chickpea)
Lineage: Eukaryota; Viridiplantae; Streptophyta; Magnoliopsida; Fabales; Fabaceae
Product: aspartyl protease family protein 1-like
Biological process (GO): proteolysis
Molecular function (GO): aspartic-type endopeptidase activity
Source: RefSeq, a predicted model, not a curated record
UCAUAUCAUGCCCACUGACAUUUAUUUCACACGCACAAUAAUUCUUAGUAGUAGUUAAUUUACUCAACCAUAUAUAUUAGAGGAAAAUUUUCCACAUCACAUACAAUAACUAACUUCAACUCAUCAAUGGCUUUUUCUUUUAGCUCCUACCUAACCCACAAUUCUCUAUGUUUGUUAACAUUAUUAUUAUUAUUAUUUUUAGCUUCACAAUCAAAGAGGUGCCAUGGUUUUAGUUCAUUUGGUUUUGACAUCCACCAUCGAUUUUCUGAACCGGUGAAGGGUAUUUUGGGUAUUCAUGAUGUACCCGACAAAGGAAGUCGUGAAUACUAUGUUGCUAUGGCCCACAGAGACCGCGUGUUUCGUGGGAGACACCUCGCCGCCGAUGAUAUUCAUCAGAAACAGCUUCUUACGUUUUCUCCUGAUAACGAGACGUACCAGAUUAGCUUAUUUGGAUUUUUGCAUUUUGCGAAUGUUUCUGUUGGGACACCAGCUUCAUCGUUUCUAGUUGCAUUGGAUACUGGGAGUGACUUGUUCUGGCUUCCUUGCAAUUGUACCAAAUGUGUGCAUGGUAUACAGUUAUCAUCAGGACAGCAAAUUGAUUUCAAUAUCUAUAAUAACAAAAGAUCAUCGACGAGCCAAAUUGUUGGCUGCAACAACAGCUUAUGUGAGCAGCAGAGUCAAUGUUCUUCAUCUAGUGCCACUUGUCCAUAUCAAGUUAACUAUCUAUCAGAUGAUACUUCAACUACUGGUUUCUUGGUACAAGAUGUGUUGCACCUAAUUACAGAUAAUGAUUAUCAAACUAAACAUGUUGACCCACGAAUUACUUUCGGUUGUGGACAAGUUCAGACAGGGGCAUUUCUGGAUGGGGCAGCUCCAGAUGGUUUAUUUGGACUAGGAAUGGGUGAUAUAUCUGUUCCAAGUAUCUUAGCCAAACAAGGCCUAAUUUCAAAUUCAUUUUCAAUGUGUUUUGGUAUUGAUGGUUCUGGAAGAAUAACAUUUGGGGAUGAUAAUAACAGCUUGGACCAAGGAAAAACACCAUUCAACCUAAAGCCGUUGCAUACAAUUUACAACAUCACAGUCACCCAAAUUAUUGUGGGAGGAAAUGUUACUGAUCUUGAGUUGAAUGCAAUAUUUGACACUGGUACCUCAUUUACAUAUCUAAACAACCCAGCUUAUACGCAAAUUACUCGAAGUUUUGAUUCAAAAAUUAAACUAAGCAGGCAUUCAUCUUCUGCUUCUGACAGUCUUCCAUUUGAAUACUGCUAUGGAAUUAGAUCAAACCAGACUGUUGAAGUUCCAAAUAUUAAUCUGACAAUGAAAGGUGGAGACAAUUAUUUUGUCAUAGACCCAAUAGUAUUGAUUAGUGGUGGGGGUGCUAACAAUGUUCUUUGUUUGGGUGUCUUGAAAAGCAACAAUGUGAAUAUCAUUGGACAAAACUUCAUGACAGGUUACCGUAUAGUCUUUGACCGCGAAAUCAACAUGCUGGGUUGGCAGGAAUCUAACUGUUAUGAUGAUGAAAUCUUCAAUUUACCGGUUAACCGAUCAAACGCUCACGCCCCGGCUGUUGCUCCUGCUAUGGCUGCAAAUCCUAAAGUAACAUCAAGUGAGUCUAAUGAUCAAAGAAGGCUACCAUCUAGUCACUCAUUUGAGAUAAAACCUGCUUUUGCAUUUACAGUGGCCCUUGUUCUGCUUUUAGCCAUUUUUUUAGCAUACCUGUAACUGUUAUGUGUUGUAUUAUUUAGAUUAGUACUAAUUUUGUUUUUUCAGAAUACACAAGAGAAGCAUUAUUACUACACAUUUUUUUCUGGAGUCUUAAUAGCAUUGAUUUGAUAGGGUUUGUAAAUAAUGUAAAAGCAUAUACGCAUAGUUGUAUACCACAUGAUUUAUAUUUCCAUUCUUACAUUGCACUUUCAUUGAUUGAAGUAUCUUUUACAACGA